Pogonomyrmex barbatus (red harvester ant) is the source of this 1655-nucleotide messenger RNA. RefSeq names its product cytochrome P450 4C1-like. The record is from RefSeq and is a predicted model, not a curated record. Gene Ontology annotation, molecular function: oxidoreductase activity, acting on paired donors, with incorporation or reduction of molecular oxygen; heme binding; iron ion binding. Lineage: Eukaryota; Metazoa; Arthropoda; Insecta; Hymenoptera; Formicidae.
AUGAUAUUUAUUUUCGAAAUUAAUAAGAAAGACUAUUACAAUCUAAAAAGAAAUUUGGAAUUUGCUUUUUCAUUGCCUGGUCCUCCUAUUUUAUUAUCUAUUGUACACUCGUUACAAAUUGCUUGCAGUUAUAAAGGUGCAACUCAUAGGAUUCGGCGAAAAAUGAUACAACCUCUUUUAAAUAUAAAGUUUUUAUCUGAAUAUGUAACAUGUUUUGAUAAUUAUAGCAAUCAAUGUGCGGAUAUUUUAGAAAAGGUUGUUGAUAGUCCAACGUUUGAUCUUAAACCACAUAUAAAACAAUAUGCAGCUAAUAUAUUUUUAGAAACAAUGAUGGGUAUUGAAGGAACGAUACGAAAUGAAAAUGACGAGCUAAUAUAUUGGCAAGAAAUAUUAUUUAAAGAAACGUAUAACAGAGUAACAAAACCAUGGCUACAAUUUGAUUGGAUUUUUUUAACUGAAAAUGGAAGGCAAACGCAUAUCGCUAAAAGGAUUGUAUUAGAUUUUAUCUAUAAUAUAACAUCACGAAAAGAAAUGAAACAUACUGCUUUGGAAAAUAAUAAUGAAAAUUUUGAAAAGCCGAAAGCUGCUUUUGAUCAUUAUUUGAAUCGUAUACAACUGCAUAAUGUAACGAAUGAAUCUUGCAUGGUGAGCGACGAGAACUUCAUAGACGACGUUAGAAGUUUUUAUGCUGCUAUUCAAAAUACUAUUAUGGAAUCGAUAUCUUUCACUAUGCUUAUGCUGGGAAUGCAUACAGAAGUACAAGAAAAACUGCGACAGGAAAUAUCCUUUACAUUCGGUAAUGAAAAGGUUAAUGCUCAAGGACUUAUUAGUAUGCAAUAUCUUCAUAUGGUGAUCCAAGAAACAUUAAGAUUAUUUCCUAUAACGCCCACGGUUUCACGACAGCUUACAGGAGAUAUUAAGCUUGAAUCGUGCACCUUGCCGGACGGAUGUUACGUUCUGAUUCCAAUAUUUGCUAUUCAUCGUAAUUCUGCGUAUUGGCCUAAGCCGCUGGAAUUUAUUCCUGAACGAUUUUCAUCCGAAAAUUCGUCAAGCCGUCAUCGUUAUACAUAUAUUCCAUUUGGCACGGGCCCCAGAGAUUGUAUAGGUCAAAGAUAUGCAUUUCUGGCCAUAGCGACGAUAAUUACAAAUCUAGUGCGACGAUUUCGAUUUGCAACUUCUAAUAGUAUAGAAGACAUUAAAUUAAUAUCUGAUAUUGUGCUACGAAGUCAAGAUGUCAAAUUAAAUAUAUCUUAUGCAUGAAAUAUAAGUAAUAUAUAAAUAAUUAUAAUAUAAAUAAUUAUAUCAAUAUUAAUUUUACACAUGACGUUUAACUGAUAACGUUUAUUGUCACUAAUUAAUCUAAUUGUAAUAAAUUAAUAUUCUUAUUGUGUUAAUCUUUAAAUAACUAAUACCAUAACAAUGGAUAUGGAUAUGUUCAUAUGUAUGGAUUCAUACUUUAAUAUUAAAACAACUUUACAUAUUAAUGUACGACAUUAGCAUACUAUAAAUAUAUUAUAUAUCAAUAUAUAAUAAAUUGAAUAAAAAUUAAAAGUUUGUAUUGAUUUUGUAAUCAACAUAACUCCUUUUUUACUUGCUUUCACGGUUAUCUUCUUCAAUUUAAAAAUUAACAGAUUUAAAAUAUAAUCAAUUAUUGG